UGGCUUCAGUCUUUUCUACAUGUGCAGUCAGUGUUUCAUGAGCUAUAACAUCUCCCCUCCUCUCUCUUUCUAAGUUGCUGGAGCAGGACAGUGAUGGAAUCACUUACGGAACGCGGCUUGAAACCCCCUGAUCAUGUGGUGCUAGACGAUCAUAGAAAUAAGGGUCUCUGUCCUCUAUCCCUUCUCUUAUCUUCCACACUGACUGUGUUGGUCACCAUCGCAGUCAGUGGUGUGGAUGUGUACGUACACACAUGGCAGACAUUACGACAAGAAUGACAUUAUUUUCUACUGUAAUUGGUUUGCGGUAUUAUCAACCAGCAUAGCGUACAAGAGUUCUACUCUCCAAGAAAUGAAUGAACAUAUCAAUGCAGAUGACAAGACUAUAGCUGUGGAUUGUUUAGCUCUCAUCGGCUAUGAAAGUAAUGCCCAUGGUAAACUG
Molecule: messenger RNA, 439 nt
Organism: Geodia barretti
Lineage: Eukaryota; Metazoa; Porifera; Demospongiae; Tetractinellida; Geodiidae
Source: the annotation of a GenBank genome assembly